AUGGAAAACAACAACAACAAAAGCCAAAAAAUGAAUUCUGAAGCUGGUCCUUCUUCUGCCAAUCACAGCACUAGGGAGAAAAUGUUCAUGUUCGAUUUAAACGAACUUCCUGAUUCUGAUUAUUCUGAGGAUUCUGCUGAUGAUUGCGUGGCAACAAGAGAAGAUGCAGCUCCCCAAGGUGAUGAUGAAGUUCAGAAAUCAGUGUCUGAUUUUUCAUUCCCUAUUCUUGAAGGACGUGUUGUUUCAGAUGAUGAAGUGAGUGUGGAAAACUAUCAGAAUCCAGUGGUGAACUCUGAUGAAAUUCGUAGGGCUUUGAAAGGGAAAAUGCCUAUGAAUUAUGCUGAAGGAGGUUGUUCCAAAGAAGCUGCUGCUUAUAUUGAUGCAGCUGCUGCUGUUCUUGGUGAUGAUGAUGAUGAUGAAGAAGAAGAAGAUGAAGAAGGAGUGAAAGAUAUAUCAAGUGAUGAGGAUGAUGAAGUUCCUUCUAGCGAUGAAGACAGUGCCAUUGAAGGAAUCCUGAUGCUUCAUGAACAAGAUCCUAAUGCUGCCAGUGGAUCUCGUCCUCAAAGCAAGAGAAAGAUAGAUUUCUCUGAAUACUACAAACCUCCUUGCACUAGGAUUGGAGGAGCUGGACCGAAAACUGUUAUCCAAGUCGAAAGCAUCAAAGAUAUAGUGGAUGAUGGUUAUCGCUGGCGUAAAUAUGGACGCAAAGAAAUCAAAGGAAACCCUAAUAACCCUAGGGGAUACUAUCGCUGCACAUCACAAACCUGCACUGCAAGAAAACAGGUGGAGAGGGAUGCGAAAAACUCAAAGUAUGUGAUUGUUUCAUAUGAAGGGAUACAUAACCAUGGAUUACCACCCACCAAACCUAAGACCCCAACACCAACACCAGCACCAGCAACAGCAACAACACCAACACCAACACCAGCAACAAUACCAUCGAGCAAUACCACUACACCUGCGGUAAGUGCGAGUACGAGCAAACCCGCGCGACCAAUACUUCCAUAUCCAUCUGCUAACUCUCUCUCUACUUAUCCCCACUAUGCAAACUUGGGAUAUUUUCCUGGUUACAGAUCUUAUGGGACGAUGAACUAUAUGUGGCCUAAUAACCCUCAUUUCUACAGCAUGGCUCAUAAGAGUAACAUGGCUGUGCCAUCUUAUGGCACUGUUAGUAGUUCAAAUUUUCAGAACCGUUUUGCUACUUCUUUUUCUAACCCUCAAAAUGCUGCAAGUGGGCCUGCUACUGGUAGAGCGGCACCGCUUUCUGGUUUUCCAAUAUCACCAUCACUGCCACCUUUUGAUACUGUACCCUAUGGUCAUGAUUUUCUUCAUAUUCGUGGGUAUACUACUUCUGCUGCUGCAGCUGCUACUACUGCUCAACUCUCUCCUUUGAGCGAGUCUACUACUGCUCAACGCUUUCCUUUGAGAGAUGCUAAUGCUACUACUUCUCAACUCUCUCCUUCGAGAGAUGCUAAUGCUACUCCUGCUCAACUCCUUCCUUUCAGAGAUGCUAAUGCUACUACUGCUCAACUCUUUCCUUUGGGAGAUGCUAAUGCUACUACUGUUCAACUCUUUCCUUUGAGAGAUCCUACCCCACCUGAGGAAGAAGACAAGGAUGUUGUUUCUAAGAAUGAAUGA
Molecule: messenger RNA, 1635 nt
Organism: Vicia faba (fava bean)
Lineage: Eukaryota; Viridiplantae; Streptophyta; Magnoliopsida; Fabales; Fabaceae
Source: the annotation of a GenBank genome assembly